This is a messenger RNA of Seriola aureovittata, 5170 nucleotides long. RefSeq names its product sterile alpha motif domain containing 12 (gene samd12). The transcript is spliced from 5 exons. NCBI's taxonomy places the organism in Eukaryota, Metazoa, Chordata, Actinopteri, Carangiformes, Carangidae. Gene Ontology annotation, molecular function: protein binding. Gene Ontology annotation, biological process: cell surface receptor protein tyrosine kinase signaling pathway. The record is from RefSeq and is a predicted model, not a curated record. The coding region runs from base 318 to 890 and encodes 190 amino acids. Gene Ontology annotation, cellular component: cytoplasmic side of plasma membrane.
GUGGGUCGGUGGGGGGUGAUACAGGAGCCGCGCAGCGCUGAGAUUCAUAUCAGGGACUAAUCCUCAGAGAAAUUGUUAUUGUCUUCUGGAUUCUGUUCUGUGUUGUGAUGCAACAGAGCGCCGAGUGUGCGCUCAUCCUGUUCCACAAGACCGGUCUGGUUUGAGAUUGCUCAUCUGGCAGCAGGUGGAGUGACAUGUGGACCGGGGAAGAAGUCACCCGCUCCUCCCCGUGAUUGGCAGCUAAACAGUUAGUUAAGGUGCUCGCUCCGGACAUUAGAGGCGAGGAAAAGUGACAAGGGACAAGCCGGUGACACGGGAUGCUCGGCCAAUCUCCUCACCUUAUCGGGGGCAUCUUGUGGAUCCAGAAUCCAAUGAGAGCUGUUCACUGCAACCUGAGCCAGAAUGGCAUCGACCACCAGAUGUGCCCGGAGGACGUGACAUCACAGCUGGAGGAAGAGGAGGAGUCUGUGGAUGCGGGGACUGUUCUGCUGGACGACGACAGCCCGAGCUACCAGGAUGUCAGCCCCCCGAUGUACCAGCGCCGCUCCCCGCCACACCGCUCCGUCUCUGAGUCUGAGCUGACACGGCCAGGGUACGUGAAGCUGUCCAAGCCAGUGGCCCUGUGGACCCAACAGGACGUGUGCAAGUGGCUGAAGAAACACUGUCCUAAUCAGCACCAGAUCUACAGCGACUCCUUCAAACAGCACGAUAUCACAGGGCGGGCUCUGAUGAGAUUGACAGACAGAAAGCUGGAAAGAAUGGGUAUCAUGCAGGAAGCCCAGAGGCAGCACAUCCUGCAGCAGGUCCUGCAGCUUCGUGUCCGGGAGGAAGUCAGGACCCUUCAACUUCUCACACAAGCCUCUCUGGAGUGCACUCCAUCUUCACCAUAGCCUGACGGAGCAGGAUACCCAGUCACGAAAGGACACAGACGGCCAACACCUAGCCAACAUCCACCCAGUAUGUGAUCCUCAGACUUCUCCCUGGAACCAAUCACAGCUCUCCGCUUCACACCUUUUGGUUUCUGUCCUCGACUUCUCCAAAGACUGAUUUGGAAAAAUACCCAUGCCUUCUUUUCUUCCUAGCCACUCCUCAGCAGCUCCCACGAGUUCUGACUCGUUGUUUCCUCGCAGUCCAAACAAUUCCUCACAGCUUCCUGGAGUCUGACCAAUAGUUUCCAUUACAGAUGUCCCAUCUCCAGUCAUUUCUGACCUUUGCUGCCAAACCUCCACCAGACUUCAAACGCUAUAACUCCUCCACUCCUUUCAUACAUCCCUUUCCCCCCCUUUCCUCAAGAACAACACCCAACAGCCAAGCCCCCCCACCCUCAGCCACCAUUUACCCAGAAUCCAAUGUUUGCUUGGCUGGGUUUCCUGAAAGCAUUUAAACACGGUGAAACCAUUGCCUUGUGGUUGGACCAUGUUUUUGUGCUACUUUGCUUUUACGGAACUGAUCCCAAAUCAUUACCCCCCACUCUUCCAGUAAAGAGUGACACCUACAGUAUUAUUCACAGUCUCUUUGUGGCAUGUUAGCUCCUUCAUCGUAGCACUUUAAUGUGUAUUUUCUCCCAUGCGUACCUUUGUGGUACGAUGCUGAGCCUGCGACUGCCCUACUAAGGACUUUUGGUAAUGAAGAAGAAAAUAAAAGUCUGUCCACAAGACUGCUCCUAUACACCUCUCCUUCCCACACUCUUUCUCCUUAUCUCCUCACAGACUAUACUGCAACAACCGCAAGAGGGUGACACAUUUUACACAACCAUGCGUGUGUGUUUUUGUGCUUUUUCUCUCUCUCUCUCUCUCUCUCUCAUUCUGUGCAUAGAUCCUGUAAACGGUGUUCGGCAAAGCCUGGUGAAGUCUCCGUAUCUCUUCCCCUCUCCAUAUUGUGGAUCGCUCUACUAAUGUAGACAGUAAGCCUGAGAGAACUUCACUGUGAAAACAGUUAGCAGGGGAAUAAACACUUGAACCUGGCAUCACAUUAGGGACGGUUAAGUUGGCUCCCCGAAAAAAAUACAACGUUGUUCUGAAAAGCAAUCUGAAGGCGAUCAAGCAGAACCUGGACAAAAAAAAAAGAAAAAAAAAAGGGGGGGGUGAGCCGCGAGAAGGAAAUUCCCUGUGAGUCCCUAAAAGCACUGUGCUAGUAGGUAAACUGAUUUGGCAACCCCAGAAGGGAGGGGUUGAAUGGAAAAAAAAAAAAAAGGAGCAAGUAAAGGAAAAGGGCUCAGUGAACCAAGAGAUGCUAUAACUUGAAAUUCUUUACUGCUAAUGAGGAGAGCAAAAGAAGAAAAGACAUCACAGAUAACAAAAGAGGAGCCUUUUUCAUUUCCUCACCUCCGUAUCUCCAACUCUUUAUUGCUUUGUCUGCUUUCCAUUUCACUGCUUGAAACUAUUUUUAGAUGCGAUAUAUUGAAACUUGUGCAGAAAGGAGCCGUGCUGUGUGCAAAAGCUCAUCAUGGAAGUGUUGUAUGUCAGUCUGUUAGGAAGAUACCACUGUAUCCUAUUUAUGUCUGAUGAGGAAACUCAAAUCUCUGCUGUCAAUGUGAAUAAUGGCCACUCACUGUUGAUAUUAUAGGUAUAUUAACUGCACUUAAAAGCACAUGUGUCUGUCAUGAAACAAAACAGCUGUUACUUAGAUCACUGUCAUCGUCUCCACUAUGUCUAUGAGUGUAAAUACAUUAUAAAAUCCUGUAGCCAGUAUAAUGACCUCUAAAUAUCACCUGCUGAUUUCAGUGUACUGGAGUGAUAUUUAUCAAAAGCUUGUAUCCACACCGGUGUAGCAUGAGCUGUUGUCACGGUAACAACAUCUUUCCUUUCCUGGAAGGGAGCUGUCAAUCAGAGGAGCAUAAAAUAGCCGCUGCGGUUGGCGGAGAGGGAAUAAAAAAGGGGGUCAACGUCGGCCCCUGAGAGCCAUUGCGUUGUAAUGGGAUUCCAUUUGUACACGGGUCCCUCUGUGUCCAGCCAUUCAUUGUUUGGAUAGCGGCCGUCGCCUAAUGCGGCAAAGGACCUGCAAGCAGAUUGAAUAGUAUUGAUCAGAUCUUUGGGACGUACAGUCAGUCCUCCCAGAUUACAAAAGCCUCAAGCCCUGUGUGUGUGUGUGUGUGUGUGUGUGUAUGUGUGUGUGUGAGAGAGAGAGAGAGAGAGAGACAGUCACAUAGGAAUGGAGUUGUUCAGGCUAAAACACAAGUGGCUAUUUCACGGUUGGGUGGAGAUGCCGUGUCCAUGUCUGUCAAGGCCACGGGAGGAAGGGGAGGGCUGAAGCUUCCGUUAAGUUUGGAAUUUCUCCACUCCUCAAUUUCAGAUUGGAAAGUGUCAACAACUAAACUGGAAGAAAUGGUUUGCAUUGGCAAAAGUGUGAGACCCAGUUUUACACUUUAUAAUACAGGCUAACCAUUUUCAUCAAUUAAAUGAAUUGAGUAUGAUGUCGUUCAAACAACUUAGUCAGUCUAGCUGCGUGGUGGUGUUAAACAAAUAGUUCAACAUUAUGCGAAAAUACACUUAUUAACUUCCUUGUAAAGAAUUAGAUAAGAAGAUUGAUGCCACUCUCAUAUCUACUUGCUAAAUAUGAAUCUACAGCCAGCUGCCUAUUAGCUUAGCUUUUCAUAAAGACUGAGGGAAACAGCUGACCUGGCUCUAGGCAAUAAAACCUUUUGUUUUUCAAAGCUCUUAUGUUCAAAUGCUUCUGACCAUAUCUGAUUAAAAUGUAAUAUGUUUAUUUGCUUUCUUGCCAAGAGAUGAUUGGAUUGAAACCACUGUCAUGUCUGUCCAAUAAACACAAAGCUUCAGUCAGCAGACAGUUAGCUUAGCCUAGCAUUAAGACAGGUUUUGUCCAAUGGUAACAAAAUGUACCUACCAGCACAAUUAGUGAGCUUUAAAGGUGUUUUAGUAACCCCUCAGAGCCAGUUACUAGCUGUUUACCUCCCUUUGCCGCGCUUUCUUUUUAUGCUAGGCUAAGCUAACCGACUAGCGGACCCAUAUGAGAGUAACAUUGACUGAAUGACAUUUAAGUGAAAUUCUACAGUUUGCUUGGAUAUGGUCAGAAGUAUUAAAAUUUACACAUAAGAGCCUGACCAAAACCAACAUCCAUGCGUUCCCUAAAUCUGAUGGGAAAAGAGCAUAAGGCUGCCUUCUCGUGUCUCACAGUAUAUGAACCACUUGCAUUGAAUUUCAUCAUAUUUUGUGAUGGUAGCCCUGUAAAGAAAGUACUCUGUAUUCUAACUCAAUUGCAAUUCUGGACUUCAAUGUGGCUAUAAAGGAUUAUUGAAAGUGUUUGCAUCAAAAUAUAUUCCUUUGUUCUCAAAGGGGCUUUGAAAUUAAUUUGGACAAAUUUAGUACAGACAGUCUAAACUUUGGGUGAAGACAUACAGUUGCUUGCAGGCUCUCUCCAUCACAUAAUAAAUGUACAGUAGCAGUGUGUUUUAGUUAUCCAUAUCCUAGGCUGCAGCACUGUAAUAACCCUGAGUGUAAAGAAAUAUUGAUUCUUUUGUUGUUACUCUCCAGAGUGUAUGUUCCGUACUUGCAGGGAGGGAAGCAAGGGAAUACAUUUUCCUCCAGAGGCAUGAGGGGAAACUUCCCACAGUGUUUCUGGCACAGAUAUCCAGGUAUAACCAGCUUGACAUCUGGCAACUGUGCCAAGGUGUCCGAGGACUUGCCUGAACUGGUUCAGCCCAUAGUCUCCCAGUACCUGUAAGAGGUUUGGCAUGUACUCAUAGACACUGAUACACAGUGCACUGUUACACAAAAGAAUGCCAGACUAAACCUCACACAGCGUUAUUGCACAAGAACUUUUUCACAUGCUGACACGCAAGUAAAAGGCACACAAACCCAGACUUUGCGUAUAAAAUACACGUACAAAAGCACACACAUACACACACUCAGAAUUCUCAACAAAUUAGCUGUAAACACAGUCACAGCCGUUCACACACUUCACAUAAGUUGUGCAUAAACACAAACAUGGCAGACAUAUUAAGCAACAACUCAAACACAAUCUAAACAGAAAGACAAACAAGACUUUUCUUUUCCUCCCAUGUUGACAGCAUGUUUCGAUUUAGUUUUUGUAACCAACAGGCAUGCAGAGAAAGUCUCUACUCCCAAUCUAUCUACAUAUAAGGUGCCUAAUGAUGGAUAUUAAUGAUGAUAUUGAUAUCACCAUGAGUAUAUAAUAAACAGAUUAAUCUUCA